GCAUCAUUUGUGUGCUGUCACGUUUAUUUAUCCAAUCCAAUCCGAGUCGAAAGAAGCGCACGAAAGAGCACGCGACGACGAAACAGAAACCGCAGAAACAAGACUCAAAUGUUGUGCACCAAAGACACGACUGCAACAACUCACUGCACUGAGACAAUUGUGUGAAAGUGUUAUGUGUUGUUCAUACCAUUGCACAAGCUAAUCGUUUAAUUUGCACCUGCCGUUCACCUUGCUCUGGGAGGUCACUGCAGCUAGCUGUGAUCGGGUUACAACCAUCUAACUCUAAAAAUAGGACGCUGUGGUGCGAGACACCGACAUGCUGCGAGUAAUAUUUUUAAUUGUAACAGUUGGCCUGUGUGCAUCAGAAAACAUCCCACAGAACGAUGUAUUUGCUGUCAACUCUGUUCAAGAUGAUGACUUUUACAGCCAAGACGUUGGCGACGCUGAAAAACUUCGAGUUAUCAUUGGAGACAGCUCCGGCUGGGUGAAUCCACACAACAUGUUCAGCUACAACCAAGGAUCUCAAGUGAACCGACCAAGCGAACGAUCAGAGAGCACAGCCGAGACUGACGAGCCGAUAUCUGAAGACACCGUGACUCCGAGUGAACGGAAAGCUUUGUAUUCUAAGAAAGCAUGGGCAACCCCCAAGCUUGUCCGCACUAAACCACCUCCGCCAACACAAGAGACUCAGGAGGUGCGCUCAGAGCCUGCACCGUUGUGCGACCCCUGCGACUGCAAGUGCCGGGAACUGAAAACGGACCUUCAGAAGUGCCAAGCUGACUUGCAGGCUGUUCGCUUACGAGCAGUGCUUGCAGACGUCGAAUCACCCAGGGGAUCCUCUACUGGCUGCGACAGAGAUCGCCAAUUUGUGUAUCUUCGUCGUCUGGCUUUGAGCUUUGUGUACCAUGCGAAGUUUCGUCGGCGCAACAUUCAGUCCAAUAUCAAACUGUCCAUCCUGCUUUCUCCAGAAGAGAUUUCCGCACUUGAGCAGCUCGCAAGGCACGAGGAAAGUCGUGCUGAAGAACUGGAGAGCCAUCUGUCCGCCAUUUUGGCAAGCUCUACUGUGGUUCCAGACAUUCCCAUGGAUACAGGCAUCAUGGCUGCCAUCGCCACCUGGUGUACCAGCGUUUUCGGACAACCGCGUGCAGAGUGGAUUGUCCCAGGACUGGCACUUUUGGGAGUGUUGCUCUUUGCUGCGCUGCACGGAGCCUCCUGGCGUGUGGUCUUCCUAGCGGUCGUAAUUUAUUUGUUCUUCGCGAGCUUCCUGUGGCAUUGGGUUCAUCUCUACAAGGUUACCGAGGCCCACCGUGAAGCGUAUCUCAAACAGAAUGUGGACGCUGCUAGCAAAUGCACACCCGAUUAUGAACCAGGGGUCCUGUCUAGCAUAGCAGACAUGUUCAGAACGAAGGUCGACUGCGAGCAGUACUACGAGGAAAUUCAUGUUAGUCCUUUGUGGAGGAACAGUCCCAUGGUGGUACUGUCGGAAACACUGUUCCGUAGCAUACUGCAUCCCCUCCUUUUUUCUGGCAAGUACCUCGGACGCUUCAUGAGCGAUUUCUACGGUCACUUAACCUGGUGGAGCAUUUUGCCAGCGUCUGCUUUCCUCGUCUGCGUCACCAUCGUUUUACUCGCACUCUGCCUGGGUUACGCGGUGGUCCUCCCCUGUGGCCUCGGCACCCUCAACCCACUGAGGGUCACAGCCAAGCCAAAAGUCAAGGGCACAGGUGACACGCAAGAUCCACCUUUCAUGACACACAGAGCUGCACCACGUAGUGUUGAAGAAGGGCAAGGAGAUUGCAGCGUGGUAACAGAAAAGGUAACGGCGGAACUUCCAGAAAAGAGAGAUAUUAAUGGCAGUGAAACAAACAGAACAUCAACGCCUCAAGUCACUGCACAAGAAAGCGUUGACAAAGAUAACGAGACAAGAAAGGCAGCUCCGCCUGCAGUAGGCACUCCCGCAGCGGAGUACGUUGAGGACGUAGCGGAUGAAGAAAUUUCGGAGGAAGAGGACGAUGAGGAGGACGAAGAUGAGGAAGAGACAUCGUGAUGAGAUGUCGAAAGACACAACGCUGUGAUAGGUGCAAUGCACAAAUGUGGGAGUGUUUCUAUGACUUUGUCUUUCACCAUAGAACUGUUCCCAGCUUUUAAGUAUGUUUGUAUGAUUAAAGUGCAAUUCUGAGAGUGGUUGCAUUAAGUACAGGUUCAAUGUUGCACUUGUUACACAUUUCACGGUAUAUGUCGCGUCUUACCCACCUCAAUCUUUGCUGUUCAAUACAGCAGGAUCUGUAUGAUGUUGAACAUAAAAAGUAAUAUGCAAGUGAGUUGGUGUAUACUUGACUUUGUCAGAGUAUAGAGGUCACUAAAACCUAACUCAUCAUCAUCAUCAGAGUAUCGAAGUAAAAAGGACCGCUAUGAAAAUCGGAGCCCCUGAGCUUGGAGUGAAAGACAACACAAAAUGCACAUUGUUGUUUGUUUUGUGUUCUAUUUUUUCCCAAAAGAAAAUUGUAUGCUGUGCAAUGUUUUAAUCAGUCAAAAGCAUUUAUCUUCUGCUGCAUCCACUUCGCGUUAAUCUUUCACUACGUGAAACCUUUUAGGGAGCCUGACAGCAAACUGUUGGUAGCUAGGAAGCCGAUACAACUCCAAAUCUGUCAUCAUUUACAUUUUAUGCGUAUCAUCCGCUGUCUUUAGAGACAUGAAGCUAAUGUGAUGUAGAUGCACGAAAAUGGCAAAUUUCUAGUUGGCUAGGUUAUUCAUUAGCAAUACAUCACAUGAAAUGGUUGCUUUUUGUUGUUCCUUUGGCACAGCACUAGUUUCAGUAAUAAAUUCUGGUUAUACGUCAAGAAAAAAAAAAAAAAACAUGAUAGGAAACUUGAGGUGAGCUAGUUCUUGCGCCUUAUUUUCGCAUUCUGUCCUGCAUACCAAGUGUGUAACAAGAGCAAUGUUCACCCUGUAGCUACUGAAGAGAGCACAGGUAUAAUACUCUACUACAGGCACUACUAUUAUGCUCUAGCAUCGGCUUCGCACUUAGCUUAGUUUUUGUGGGGUAUAUGCAGCCGGACAUUGUCUAGUCAUCUGGGGCAAGCACAAUAUGAGUGCAGGGGGACUGGCAUUGUCAUAUUGUGCAUCACACGUAAUCAAAAUGUCAGAGUUGAAAAAGAGUCAACUUGUAACUUAUAUUCGCUGUCAACUGCUGUUGUGUGUCGUUGUAUGCAUACCCUAGUUAUGCAAAUUUGCAAACUUCCUCGAAUGUAGCAAAGCACACAACUCUGUAGUACAUCAGCAGCAGAUAGUAUCGCGAGUUACUUUGCCUCUAACGAUUGUAAGGUUUGUGCUCAGAAUUACUUCCAGACCCCUGGGAUGCCACAGACAACAGUGGAAUACUCGCUCAGUGCCCUUUAAAGUAACGAAAUGAAACCACUGUGGGAUGUGCCCAGUUACAGCCUGGUGUGGGGCAAACUGUAUUGUCUAAUUGGCACUAUGAACACAUUUCAUUUAAUUUAUUAUACCUGAAGUGCCUCAUGGGGCAGUGACAUGACCCCUAUGGUAGAUGAAUUACAAAAUGCUGCGACAUAUUAGUCUGCAAACUGUGAAUUGCCUGCAACUCUUAUUGUCAUGUUUUCAUCUGGAGAAUUUGUUGCAUUUGUGGUCGAGCACUUUACUGCUGGAAAGACGUAUUCUUCGUAUCUGUUUCACUGCAUAAAAAAGCAAUAUACAAGGUGUACAAAAAAAUGUAUUAAAAAAUCUAUUUGUCUGAACAUUAUAAGGGGGGGGAGAGAUUUUGCUAUUGCUUCUGAGAGCUCUUAUCCAAUUUAAUUUGUAUGAAAUUGAAUUUUGCAAAUUGAUUUCCAAAGUUUUCUUUUCUUUUCUUUUUUUUACAGAAACAAAGCCCAUGUCAGAUUUACUCCAAUGAGCGAAAAACGACAUUUUGAGGCAUGAAAAUUGUCGGUGGAGCCCAAUUCUCCAUCAAAUUCGUGCAAGAUUCGGCGGAAGAAAGACAGUCACAUGCCCCUUCCUGUUUUCUUCUCAACCUUCUUUCAGAUAACUUUACAUUGCAACCAUGCUGUCGUUAUCAAAAGAAGCUUGAAAAGGGCAGGUACAUGGCCUCUUCGCAAUGCUUCUUUCCGAGUGCUGCUGGCAAUUUGUGCGUCUCCAAACAACGCUUUUCGCUUCUUUUGCGGCUGUUGCCAUUCUAUUAGUGAAUGUAUUUUCCAACAGAAUCGGGUAAAUCCGGCAUGAGCUUUCUGUUUCCGUAAAAGAACGUGACGUUAAGUUGGCGUAUUUCGGAGCUAAUUGGGAAAAUUCAAUUUCCCGCAUAUGAAAUUGGAUAAAAGUGCUCAGAAGUCAUGCCAAAAUCUCCCCCGAGUUAAAUAGCGUUUAUCCAGUAGUGUUCAGAAAAGUAAUUUUUUCAUAUGAAUUUUUUUCACAUUAGGUGAAACACCCUGCAUAUUCUUAGCUGUAAGCAUUUCAAGCAAAUAUGUGAAUAGCAGCUCUACAAGCAGCUGUGCAAGUUUGACUCACUCAAUUUUCUGUCUCAAGCAUGUCACCAGAUGGACAUUUUCUAUGCAUAUAUUGUGUGCAAUUGCGGGAAUGGAAGUUGUGUGGUGAAAUUGAGGUAAUCUUAUCUGAGUUUUGCUCUGUUCAAAUGUUGCAUUUACUGAUUCGAGCUGUGUACCUUCCUUUUUUUGCACUGACCAGUACUUCAGAAGAAAAAAGCCUCAAUGUGGUAUCCAAUUUGUUACAAUGAUAACACAAGUGUACAGCAAAGCAAAAAUACAAUAUGUUCUUGCCAGAA
This is a messenger RNA of Ornithodoros turicata, 4792 nucleotides long. RefSeq lists its product as uncharacterized. Gene Ontology annotation, molecular function: chloride channel activity. Gene Ontology annotation, cellular component: membrane; endoplasmic reticulum. The coding region runs from base 317 to 2047 and encodes 576 amino acids. The transcript has 5 exons. The record is from RefSeq and is a predicted model, not a curated record. Lineage: Eukaryota; Metazoa; Arthropoda; Arachnida; Ixodida; Argasidae.